Molecule: messenger RNA, 4609 nt
Organism: Mirounga angustirostris (Northern elephant seal)
Lineage: Eukaryota; Metazoa; Chordata; Mammalia; Carnivora; Phocidae
Gene: ERAP2
Product: endoplasmic reticulum aminopeptidase 2
Exons: 18
Coding region: 60-2921 (953 amino acids)
Biological process (GO): peptide catabolic process; proteolysis
Cellular component (GO): cytoplasm
Molecular function (GO): metalloaminopeptidase activity; peptide binding; zinc ion binding
Source: RefSeq, a predicted model, not a curated record
ACUUAGCCUGGGUAUUAAUUUGUCUUCUACAGAAUAGAUUUAGUAUCCAUUCUUCUGCAAUGGCUAAUCCAUGCAGAAAACUGCUAUUUAAUAUUUACAUGGGAUUUUACUGCUCAAUCAUCAUGCCCAAAAUGUGCAUUUGUUCUCAGUUUUCAAUGUCAUCUACUGAUCCAUUCAAUAAGGACCCUAGGGCUUUCCCCAUAGCCACCAAUGGGGAACCGUUUCCUUGGAACAAGCUGAGGCUCCCCAGCAUGAUAAUUCCCCUCCACUAUGACCUUUUGGUUCAUCCAAAUCUCACCUCGUUGGACUUCGUUGGUUUUGAGAAGAUUGAAGUCUUGGUCAGAGAUGCCACUCAAUUUAUCAUCUUGCACAGCAAAGACCUUGAAGUCAUGAAUGUCAUCCUUCAAUCAGAGGAAGAUUUGAGAUACAGGAAACCAGGAAAAAAGCUGAACGUUUUGAGUUAUCCUGCUCAUCAACAAAUUGCACUGUUGGUUCCAGAGAAACUAAUGGCUGAUUUGAGAUACUCUGUGGCUAUCAACUUCCAGGCCAAGUUAGCCAAUGGUUUUGAAGGGUUUUAUAGAAGCACAUACAGAACUCGUGGUGGUAAAACAAGAAUAAUUGCAGUAACAGAUUUUGAGCCAACUGAAGCCCGGAUGGCUUUCCCUUGCUUUGAUGAACCAUUGUUUAAAGCCAACUUUUCCAUCAAGAUAAGAAGAGAAAGUGGACACAUUGCACUCUCCAACAUGCCAAAGGUUAAGACAAUUGAACUUGAAGGAGGCCUCUUAGAAGAUCAUUUUGAAACUACGGUAAAAAUGAGUACAUACCUUGUAGCUUAUAUAGUUUGUGAUUUCAACUCUGUGAGUGGCACCACCUCCUCAGGCGUCAAGGUGUCCGUCUAUGCAUCCCCAGAUAAAUGGAGUCAAACACAUUAUGCUUUGGAAGCAUCAUUAAAGCUACUUGAUUUUUAUGAAAAUUACUUUGAUAUCAACUAUCCACUCCCCAAACUGGAUCUAAUUGCCAUUCCUGACUUUGAGUCUGGAGCCAUGGAAAAUUGGGGCCUCAUCACAUAUGAAGAGACAUCACUGCUCUUUGAUACUAAGACUUCUUCUGCUUCUGAUCAACUAUGGGUCACCAAAGUCAUAGCCCAUGAACUAGCACACCAGUGGUUUGGCAACCUGGUUACAAUGGAAUGGUGGAAUGAUAUUUGGCUCAAUGAAGGUUUUGCAACAUACAUGGAACUCAUCUCUGUUAAUGCCACAUAUCCAGAGCUACAAUCUGAUGAUGCUUUUUUGGAUGUGUGUUUUGCAGUAAUUAAAAAAGAUUCAUUAAAUUCAUCCCGUCCUAUCUCCAAUCAAGCAGAAACUCCUACUCAGAUAGCGGAAAUGUUUGAUGCAGUUUCCUAUAACAAGGGAGCUUGUAUUUUGAAUAUGCUCAAGGAUUUUCUGAAUGAGGAGAAAUUCCACAAAGGAAUUAUUUACUACUUAAAGAGGUUCAGUUAUGGAAAUGCUAAAAAUGAUGAUUUGUGGAGCAGUCUGUCAAAUAGCUGUCUAGGUGAUUUUACAUCUGGUGAAUUUUGUUAUUCUGAUUCCAAGAUGACAAGCAAUACAGUAACUCGCCUUCCUGGGGAAAACGUGGAGGUCAAGGAGAUGAUGACGACGUGGACUCAGCAGAAAGGAAUCGCCCUGGUGGUGGUUACACGAGAAGGGCGUUCCCUCAGGCUGCAGCAGGAGCGCUUCCUGAGCGGUGUUUUCAAAGAGGACCCUGAAUGGAGGGCCCUGCAGGAGAGGUACCUCUGGCAUAUUCCACUGACCUACUCCACGAGUUCCUCUAAUGUGAUCCAUAGACAUGUUCUAAAAUCAAGGACAGAUACUCUGGAAUUAUCUGAAAAUACCAGUUGGGUGAAAUUCAAUGUGGACUCAAAUGGCUACUACAUUGUCCACUAUGAGGGGCACGGAUGGGACCAACUUAUUACACAGCUGAAUCAGAACCACACACUUCUCAGACCUAAGGACAGACUAGGUCUGAUUCAUGAUGCAUUUCAGCUAGUAAGUGCAGGAAGGUUGACCCUAGACAAAGCCCUUGACCUGACUCGCUAUCUCCAACAUGAAGCAAGCAUCCCCGCACUUCUCAAAGGUCUGGAAUACUUAGAAUUGUUUUACCACAUGAUGGACAGAAAGAAUGUUUCAGAUGUCACGGAAAACCUCAAGCAUUACAUUCUCCGAUAUUUUAAGCCAGUGAUUGACACGCAAAGCUGGAGUGACAAGGGCUCUGUCUGGGACAGGAUGCUUCGAUCAACCAUCUUAAAACUGGCCUGUUACCUGAACCAUGCUCCUUGCAUCCAGAAGGCAACUGAACUCUUCUCUCAGUGGAUGGAAUCCAGUGGAAAAUUAAACAUUCCAUCAGAUGUUUUAAAGGUUGUGUAUUCUGUGGGUGCUCAGACAACAGUAGGAUGGAAUUACCUUUUAGAGCAAUAUGGACUGUCCAUGUCAGGUGCUGAAAAAAAGAAAAUUCUGUAUGCAUUGUCAACCAGCAAACAUCAGGAAAAGUUAAUGAAAUUAAUUGAACUAGGAAUGGAAGGAGAAGUCAUCAAGACACAGGAGUUGUCCCUUCUUCUUUAUGCGAUCGCCAGAAAUCCGAAGGGGCAGCAAUUAUCCUGGAAUUUUUUAAGAGAAAAUUGGACCCAUCUCCUAAAAAAAUUUGACUUGGGCUCAUAUGCCAUGAGAAUGAUCAUCUCUGGCACAACAUCUCACUUCUCUUCCAAGGAUGAGUUGCAAGAGGUGAAACUGUUCUUUGAAUCCCUUAAGGCCCAAGGAUUACAUCUGGAUAUUUUUCAAAUUAUUUUGGAAACUAUAUCCAAAAAUAUUAAGUGGCUGGAGAAGAAUCUUCCCACUCUGAGGACUUGGCUACUGGUUAGUUCUUAAAUGGUCAGUAGAAAGAGCACAUCACAUGUGGGCAUGAAGUCAAUAAAGCUCAAGUCAAAGUCCUGGAUAUUUUGUCCAAACCAUUAAGAAGCCUCAAGAAACCAGCCACUGCAGCUGCCUGCUCUCAGCUGUUGUCUCUAGCUGACAGAUGUAUGAUGUUGAGGUGGGGGAAGUCCAGUUCAGUAGCCUAUUUAAAUGUAAACUUCCUGAAUAAUGAAGAUACGUGAAGAUGUGAAUGUAGGUAUAUGGACAUAGCUGUAAUAGAUUAGCCACAUCGUAUACUAUCCACAUGGCCUUACAGCAUGCUACUUUUUUGCUUUUUUGAUGCUUUUUUCUAACCUUGCUUAGUAUCCUGGAGUUUGCCCAGCCAGUUUUACCUUUAAGGAAACACAGCCAAUUCUUUUAAAAAAAAUCUUUCAUUUGCAUCCUUUCAUCUCCUCCCUUUCUGCUUCCUUCAUCUCAGCCUGAAUAGUUCAUUUAAUUUUUACCAUUCAUGGAAAAUCUGAAUCAAAUUAUGAAGUAUAAGGUUCAGGAAAACAGAGAGUUUUUCACCAAAUCUCAGAUUAUUAGAAACUCGGUGUCAGGGUUUACCCACAAAGCAAGGAGGGCUGCUUGGCUUGAGCCUCACAUUCAUUAAGAGCCUCAAGGAUAGCCUUCUGAGGUCAUCUCCACAGGCAGUAAAAUCUGCAGGCACAGAGGUAGAGGAGAGGAUGAUGAUACCUCAACUACUUUAAACUGUACACUAUCGCAUUUUAAAUAUAUCUUUUGAAAAUUGCAAAAUCAGAUUAUAUUGUGUAUGUUUCUGGUUAACUCAUGGCUAAUGUAAAUAUUUAAAUGAAUCAUCGUAUUUUAUAACCCAGUUUUAGCGUUUCUUCAUAUUUUUUAGGGAAACUCCUGAUCUCUGAAACACUUUUCCAGAUGCUUCUCUUACUUGUUUUAUUAAUAAGCUAUUUGGAAUGAAUAAAGAAACCACCACUCUUAAAAAUUUUUUUUUUUUAAGAUUUUAUUUAUUUGCGAGAGAGAGAGUGAGAGACAGAGAGCAUGAGAGGGAGGAGGGUCAGAGGGAGAGGCAGACUCCCUGCUGAGCAGGGAGCCUGAUGUGGGACUCGAUCCCGGGACUCCGGGAUCAUGACCUGAACCGAAGGCAGUCACUUAACCAACUGAGCCACCCAGGCACCCCAAAACCACCACUCUUAAAUAUCAGGAUGUAAAUUUAAUAAAUUCAUGUGCUCACAUAUAAAUCAGUAUGAAGAUAUGAACAUGUUCUAGAAAAAUUUGAAUCAAUACACAGCUGAUUAACUUAUCUGGGCUAUUAAGGGAAGGUGGGAUAUUGGGGCAGGGGCAAGGUGGGCAGGGUGUUAACCAAUCCAUUUUGGAGUGAUAUCUUGAAGGUUUACAGAUUUUUCUCUGGUGACACAGUCAGAGACAGGGUACAGUUUGGAUGGACCCUGGACCUGACCUAAUACACAUUUUGUUAAGUUUGUUUUCAAAUCAUUUCUUGGAAUCUUUGAAGCAUCUUUGACUCUAGAUUUGACUUGGUUGUGGUCCUACCAAGGUCUGUGUAACAUGUGAUAUCCCUCUGGAAUUAUAGGUACUUUCAAAUAAAGAAACUGAAAGAGUAAAGAGUGUUAUUUUUUCCACCAAGAUAAUGUGUAAUUUAAGCAGAAGAAUGUGUGUGAGUUUUGGAA